Messenger RNA from Phyllopteryx taeniolatus (common seadragon), 2146 nucleotides. RefSeq names its product sirtuin 4 (gene sirt4). The coding region runs from base 81 to 1046 and encodes 321 amino acids. Gene Ontology annotation, molecular function: NAD-dependent protein lysine deacetylase activity; NAD+ binding. NCBI's taxonomy places the organism in Eukaryota, Metazoa, Chordata, Actinopteri, Syngnathiformes, Syngnathidae. The record is from RefSeq and is a predicted model, not a curated record. The transcript is spliced from 4 exons.
UUGACUUCCGGUUGUCUUCAACGUCAACGCGAAAAUGGUUCCGGGUUUAUUUGUUUUCCCGGAAGUGUCUAACAAGUCAUAUGUUUGAGUCGCUUCAAAGACUUCGCACUGCUUUAAAGAUGAGAUUGCCAUGCAGAGUCAGCUCACUGGACACGACAUCUUCCAGGAGGGCAUCCUCAGCCCCCGCAGGGGUGUUUGUCCCCGCCUGCGGCUCCACAGACACAAAGUCCCUCCAGCUACUCCAAGACUUUGUCUCCCGGGCCACACGUCUGUUUGCCAUCAGCGGCGCUGGUCUCUCCACAGAGUCCGGCAUCCCAGACUACCGUUCGGAAGGCAUCGGCCUUUAUGCCCGCACCGAUAGACGGCCCAUGCAGCAUAUAGAGUUUGUCCGCAGCGACAAGUCCCGUCAGCGUUACUGGGCGAGGAACUUUCUGGGGUGGCCGCAGUUCUCCUCGCAUCAGCCCAACGCGGCGCAUAAGGCUCUGCAGCAUUGGGAGGGGCGGGGCAAGCUGCACUGGCUGGUUACCCAGAAUGUGGAUGCUCUUCAUUCAAAGGCAGGACAGAAAAGACUCACUGAGCUCCACGGAUGUGCACACAGGGUGGUGUGUUUAGGCUGUGGCAGUUUCUCAACAAGGGGGGAGCUCCAGAAGCGUUUCGUAAACCUCAACCCAGACUGGAGGGCUCAGGCCGGGGCCGUGGCUCCAGACGGAGACGUCUUCCUGGAGGACGAGCUGGCUCGCCACUUCGUGGUUCCCUCCUGUGAGGUCUGUGGAGGGAUACUGAAGCCUGAGGUUACCUUCUUCGGCGACACAGUGAACAAAGACACGGUUCAGUUUGUGCACAAUAAAUUAGCCCAGUCGGACGCAGUGCUCGUCAUCGGGACCUCGCUGCAGGUCUACUCAGGAUACAGAUUUUUACUGGCAGCCAGCGAUAGAAACAUACCGGUCGCCAUUGUGAACAUUGGUCCGACGAGGGCAGACCAUUUGGCCCAGCUGAAAGUGAGAGGACGCUGCGGUGAAGUGCUAUCACUCAUUCAACCUCUCUGAUGGAAAUAAUGACAUAAAACAUGGAAUGUAAAGAGGAAAAACUACAACUACACUACCUGGAGCACCAGGAUGCAACAUCACAUACAUGUGGAUAAGCUAAUGUGAUACAAUUCAAUUCUGUCUUUCAUAGAUCAUAAUGUUCAUUUUAAGUUUGAAAUCUGUUUCUUUUUUGGUUGUAGUUUGCAGUGGUGUGCAAAUGCAUCAUACUGAAGGCUGUUUCUAUUAUUAACGCUCUUAUUUUGAUAAGGAAAUCAAAAUAUUGCAGUUAUCACUAUGCUGCAUACCACUACAAACUACAACCACGGUAAUACAUUGUGCUGUAUUAACUGAAUACAUCCCUGACAGUGUCAAUCAAAAUUAAGCACUAUUAUCUUUGUAAAGGCAGAAAUGUUAAUGCAGCUUUUGAAUUGGAUCUCAUUAUGCAGGUGUACCUAAUGAUGUGGCCAGUGAUUAUCCACUUUGAUGGUAAACUGUUGAUCACAUGCCUACUCCCACCUCAAAUGUUAGUAUAGUAUGCUCCACUAGGAUAGAGUGCGUGCUAGCCAAAUACUGCACUAAAAUGACUUAUUACUGGUAUUUUGUUGUUGUUGCUGUGACACAUCACCAAGUCUUCUUCCCCCAAAGUAGUGCAAACCUUUUUGAUGACACUGCCCACUAAGGGUUAGUACAAAAUGUUAUUAUGGUCAAAUCUGAGAAUCUACUUACAGUACAAUGUAGGUUGCUCAUAACUAUAUUAUUUUAAGUGUGAAUAUCAAAUGAUUUUUAAAGAAUGUAUAUGGUUUCUGUCCGCUUGGUAGAGGUAAUAAGUUGGUCAUGAUGGUGGAGAGUUUGACAGUACUUGUGUAGAGUUUGGCAACCACCGAUUUUAAUAUAUGGAAAGAGCAUUUAUUAUUUUUUUUUUACUCAUUUCAAAAAUUAACUUUGACUCGAACUUUGGCCAAGGUAUGGAUCAGCUUAACCUUAACUGUACCUCUUUGACUACGAGAGUUCACUUCAACUUCGGUUGUUCCUCCUCAACUGUUUUCUCAUGAUCAUGUCCCAUUUUUAAAUAUGGUUGCAAAUGAAGUCAUGCUCUAUGAAUAAACAAGGAGAAAACGCUU